UGACAAGGCAAUAUAAAUCAUAUAAAUCCGCCUUUCCAUUUUCUCCGAGGCAAACAAAAGGGGGAAAACGCGAAGGCCGAGGGGCAAAGCGGCGGCACGGCGGCGCGGCGGAAGGCAAUCCGGUGGCGCGCAAGGACGCCGCGAUGCCGGUAACAAGAGGGCGCGCCGCGGCGGCGGCGGCGGCGGUGGCGGCAGAUGAGGAAGAGGGCCACGCGCCCAUCGACAUCUCCUCGGAUUCCGAUGCCGGCGGAUCCGAAGAGUCCGGGUCGUCGUCGUCGGAGGAGGAGGAGCCCAGCAGCGACGAAGACUACAUCGACAUCAGCGACAGCGGCGAGAGCUGCGUCGACGUCAGCGACAGCGGCGAGAGCUACGUCGACAUCAGCGACAGCGACAGCGAAGACGAUGAGGACGACGAUGAGGAAGGCGGCCGCGCGGGGAACGGGGGGGAAGCGGGGGCGGAACGACCCGGCGCGGAUCGGAGCGAGGCUGCCUGCACCAAAAUCGCCGAUCUCCUCCGCCGUGGGAGAAACCUGGAUGGGAUUAAGUUGGCGGAGUGCAAAGCAUAUUUAAAGAAUAACGGUCUUCCCCAAGUUGGGGACAUAGCAACUUGUGUCGAAAGAAUAAUGCUGCAUCGGAGGUUCAAAGAUGAAGAUCCUGAGAAGAUUUAUCCUCGGUCAUCCUUUUGUAUUAACUGUAAAGGCGAUGUCUGUCGAGGUGAUACUGUCUUAUUCAAACAAAAGGUUCACGAGAAAAGUGGCAAAAGGCACUCAAAAUGUAUGGGGAAGCGAAUAGUAGCUGGGAAAGUUGUUAAGGAAAGUUAUGGUAAAGACAAGCAGCAACACACAUUUACUAUUCAAGUGUUCUGGAGCAAAGGAGUAGGCAAAUUACCACCUUUGUAUCUGCUACUUGUCAAAGGACGCAAUCUAUACAGAAUGAUGACUUUCCGUCAGGCUUGGGCAAAUGAAGCGAAUAGGUUGAAGGCUCUAGAAGAAAAGCACAAUAGAGGAGAUGCUGCAAGGCGUGUCCGUGCUUCAAAUAGACGUAAUUCUGGAGGACACGCUCUUAAGGGCAAGAAAUCGAAGGAAAAAGGAAAGCAUCAGUCUCAACCUGGAGGGCCUGAUGGCGGAUCCAAUAUCACUAAAGGCAGAAAACGUGCUAUGCAAUCCUCCAACUCCGAUCAUCCUACCAAAAAAAAUCGAAAAGAAGAGCACCGAGUGUCUUCUGGAAAAAACCGCACUGAUGGUCGUCAGAAGGCAAAGACAAAUUCUGCCCCCCUGGAUAAAAACAUUGGUACCAGCACCAGCAGUUCUCAGCAAAAUGCCAACACGGAGACAAAUCAUGCCAUCUCGCAGAAAAACCCGCGGACAGCACCAGUUAACAAUGGCCUGCAUAGCACGGAGGCUAGGCCGAGUAAAGGAAAAACCGGUUCGAAGCAAAAAAACACUGUUGGUGGCAACCAUGGUCAGUUUGAAGGAAGGCGCGUAGGUUCAGCUUCUCAUCCGCAGGCAUACCCAGGAAAUUCAGUUGGGAUACAUCAUCCUUUAUCCGAGAGGACCCAUCGGCCACCUCCAUUGCGCGAAGUUGGCAAUGCCUGGCAACAUCAUAUGGACGGCAGAUCAAUUUCAUGUCCAAACCCUACAAUGGUUUUUGAACACCCGAAUGCAGCACUGGCUGGCUGGCGCGCGCCUGGUUAUUUCAGGGAACCUCCACCUGAUCAACGUGCAGUGGUGUUUCCACCAUUCAACACAUCGCAAACUAUGUACCGCCGUCAUCCAGAUGGGGCAUAUGUGAUGCCGCAGUACAGAUAUUCUGGUGGUAGUAAUGGGUUUCCACGAUAGGGCAGUUUAAGUUUAUCAGAUGACAGUUGAAUUGUUGAACACUUGAUCAGUGGUCACUACUCACUAGUGAGAAAUGUGGAAACCCUGCCAGCUCGCUGAGGUGAUUUUGCACAUUUCUGGUGUCUAUCUUGUGGAAAAUGUGACGGCCACUGUAAUUGACACGGAUGUUUGUGAGGACAUUCCAAUACAUGCGUAUGAGAGCAAUAGGAAGGCGAGACAGUGAAGUUGAGAGUAAACCAGAAUGCUUGAGAAAUACCCCCAUUCAUUUGCUGAAUGGGUUCAUAAAUGGGCGUAUCUGCUAGCUUUAUUUUCUGAAUCGAUUCA
This is a messenger RNA of Triticum urartu, 2162 nucleotides long. RefSeq lists its product as uncharacterized. Lineage: Eukaryota; Viridiplantae; Streptophyta; Magnoliopsida; Poales; Poaceae. The record is from RefSeq and is a predicted model, not a curated record.